Molecule: messenger RNA, 851 nt
Organism: Psammomys obesus (fat sand rat)
Lineage: Eukaryota; Metazoa; Chordata; Mammalia; Rodentia; Muridae
Gene: Gemin6
Product: gem nuclear organelle associated protein 6
Exons: 3
Coding region: 192-749 (185 amino acids)
Biological process (GO): spliceosomal complex assembly; spliceosomal snRNP assembly
Cellular component (GO): nucleus; SMN complex
Molecular function (GO): RNA binding
Source: RefSeq, a predicted model, not a curated record
CCGACUCAAGACAGCUUGGUCGCGUGUGAGCUGAGUGGGAUGUAGUGAGGCGUCCUCCUGGGUGGUCGGGAGUAAACAGCCGGCUUGCGUACGCUGCACAGCUGCGUGCAACAGUGGCGGGUGUGGUGGCCGCAGUGCAGGGCCCGGCCUUCUAACUCGAGAGCCUCGCUGGCGCGUCCUCAGCGCUCUCCAUGGACAUUGGCGCAGACUCCUCUGGAGAGAGUAGAUCUGGCCAGCUGGUAACCAUGAGUGAAUGGAUGAAGAAAAGCCCCUUAGAAUGGGAAGAUUACGUUUAUAAAGAAGUCAGAGUGAUAGCCAGUGAGAAGAAGGAGUACAAAGGAUGGCUUUUAACUACAGACCCAGUCUCUGCCAAUAUUGUCCUUGUGAACUUCCUUGAAAAUGGCAGAUUGUCUGUGACUGGAAUUAUGGGACAUUCUGUGCAGACUGUGGAAGCUGUGAAUGAAGUGGACCAUAGAGUAAGAGAGAAGCUGGUUCAUUUGUUCACAUCUGGAGAUUCUAAAGGAUACAGCCCUGAGGAUCUGGAAAAGAAAAAAAAUAGCCUAAAGAAAUGGCUUGAGAAGAACCACAUUCCUGUCACUGAACAGGGAGAUGCACAAAGGACUCUCUGUGUGGCUGGGGUUCUGACGAUAGAGCCCCCAUAUGCUCCAGAGAACUGCAGCAGUUCUAAUGAGAUCAUCCUGUCCCGUGUUCAGGAUCUGAUUCAAGGACAUAGUUCAGCCUUCCAGUGAGAGGCCAAGCACUAUGAACCCGACCCAAAGGACGUCACUGUUUGAUUCUGUAUUAAAUGCUUCGAAUGUAAGUUGAUUGUAUUAUAGGACUUCAGAAGCGUG